Molecule: messenger RNA, 228 nt
Organism: Prunus armeniaca (apricot)
Lineage: Eukaryota; Viridiplantae; Streptophyta; Magnoliopsida; Rosales; Rosaceae
Source: the annotation of a GenBank genome assembly
AUGCCCGGAAAUGACAAGUCUUUGGCAACUAUCAUAGAAGGUAGAUGGUAUUAUGUUGGAAAGAGCAGUAGACCAACUCUGGAACUAACCAGAACACAGAAAAUGAGAGUUCAAAGGCAAUACUGUACCUUUCUCAAGAACAGGGAUAACACACAGUCACAAGAGCUGACAAAGACAGAAUCUCCGGGUAGACCUUCCAUCAAUCCUGCCUCAUCCUCAGUCAAUUAG